UACUGAAGAAAAAUAAGACGGAGCUCCAGGCCGUGCUGCUGUGCGGAACCUUUGAAGGGGAAGGAUUUACCAGGAGGACGCUCACGCAACGAUGGCAGACGUACCAGAAAACGCUCCGGAACACUGCCCAGGCACCUCAAGUGAGCAAGCUGGAAAGUCAGCGUCAUGUCAGGGCUGCCCCAACCAGCAACUGUGUGCCUCUGGAGCUACCAAAGCCCCUGAUCCUGCUAUUGCAGAAAUAGGGGAGAAACUGUCAGUGGUCAAACACAAGAUCCUGGUGUUGUCGGGAAAAGGAGGAGUUGGGAAGAGCACCUUCAGUGCUCACCUGGCCCACGCCCUGGCAAGUGACAGCACCAAGGAGGUUGCGCUGCUGGAUGUGGAUAUCUGUGGGCCAUCCAUUCCCAGGAUCAUGGGCCUCGAGGGAGAGCAGGUUCAUCAGAGUGGCUCUGGCUGGUCUCCUGUGUAUGUGGAUGACAACCUGGCAGUUAUGUCUAUUGGCUUCCUUCUCAGUAGUCCUGAUGAUGCGGUGAUCUGGAGAGGACCCAAGAAAAAUGGAAUGAUCAAGCAGUUUUUACGGGACGUCGACUGGGGAGAACUUGAUUACCUCGUCAUAGACACUCCACCCGGCACGUCUGAUGAACACUUGUCAAUUGUUCAGUACCUCGGCUCCACCAAUGUAGAUGGAGCAGUCAUCAUCACCACACCACAGGAGGUGUCCUUGCAGGACGUUCGAAAGGAGAUCCGGUUCUGCCAGAAGGUUAAGCUGCCCAUCAUCGGGGUGGUGGAGAACAUGAGCGGCUUCGUGUGUCCCAAAUGCAAGAACACAUCGCAGAUUUUCGCUCCCACCACCGGCGGCGCCGAGAAAAUGUGUGCAGACCUAAAUCUACCGCUGUUAGGCAAAGUGCCCCUUGACCCGAGGAUAGGACGGAGCUGCGAUGAGGGCAAGUCUUUCCUCAACGAGGUGCCCGACUCUCCUGCAGCCGAGGUCUACCGUAGGAUUGUGCAAAGUGUCCAGGACUACUGCUCCAACAGAGCGACUGAUGUGCAAAAUGCCACCUGAUCCCUCCCCUGUUGGACCUCCAAAAUGGGGGCAGAUUAAAAGACUGUGGUAGAAACCUGGGGACGCAUGGUAAAGCUCCUGAGACCGACAUCAGAGUGCUGAGUUUUGUCAGAACUAUUCUCAGCAAAAACUUUCUUUAUUGUCAGAAACUUUGAUGCUUUUUUUAUGGAGUUGAGCUGACGUCACUGGGCUGUGCUUCCUCUCCCUAACACAGAUGUGUCAGGCAAAAGCGCUGAAUGUAACAAAUCUGACCAACGAAGCUGAAUAAAUACUAACUAAAUCUAAUUCCACUUUAUUACAAAGAGUUAAAGUUUAUCCCAAUAAGAAAAAUUUCAGAUCAAUAUGUGCAAAAUGAUCCUACUGAAAAUAUGAAUCUGUGUAAAAAAUACCACAUACUUUAAUUGAUAUUUUUCUUUGAUUAAAAUGAUGCUUUGAUAUAAUGAACUUGUUAAGUGUUUUUACAUCAGUUUAUAGAGGUAUCUCAUUCAGGUGGGCUUCUAAAGAAGAAAAGUUUCAUUGUGAAGCAAAACUUGAAGUAUUUUCAUUUUCCGGAAUUCUUAAAAAAUCUUACAAUUUCACUUUUAUUACUUAACAAGUACAAAUACACCUAGAUUUUUUUUUUUUUUCAUGCCAGGUCUUAAAUACUUUCAUUUACGUCUGAAAUGUAUAAGUUUCCUUAUUGUUUCUACAAUAUUUUAUUUCCUAGUUUAGAGAAAUGUGCUGAAAGCUUCUGUUGUAUGAUUUAUAGCCCUGGCUGAGGAAUAUGUGUGUUACUGUGUUUGUCACACUAUGAUUAACCUAAAAGACCGUGAUGCCAAGAAGCUAAUCAUUUACCCUGAGACAAUUUCAGCCUGCAAAUAUAAAAAAAAUCUUUAUUUUU
Molecule: messenger RNA, 1940 nt
Organism: Fundulus heteroclitus (mummichog)
Lineage: Eukaryota; Metazoa; Chordata; Actinopteri; Cyprinodontiformes; Fundulidae
Gene: nubp1
Product: nucleotide binding protein 1 (MinD homolog, E. coli)
Exons: 10
Coding region: 92-1060 (322 amino acids)
Biological process (GO): iron-sulfur cluster assembly
Cellular component (GO): cytosol
Molecular function (GO): 4 iron, 4 sulfur cluster binding; ATP hydrolysis activity; ATP-dependent FeS chaperone activity
Source: RefSeq, a predicted model, not a curated record